UAACUCGUAUGCGUGCGUAUUCUCUGCCGGAGUGCUGUCGCUGGAUGGUCUCUUCACUCAAGUCACAUGCGAUAUGCCUGUCAAUUUAAAUAAUCUAUCUUUUCGGCUUAUUUAGCUAAGCAUGUACAGAUUGUUGAAUUUCUCAAAUAAAAUUUAAAAAAAAACUCGUAUGAAUAAUGAUACGUGCAGAUAAAAAAACCGAAUAUUUUAUAAAUUAAAUUCAAAUAAAAUUGGAGAAUGUUUAGAAUAAUUUUUAGUAGACUAACAUAUUUUCAAAUAAUGGAUGAAAUUUUGUUAAGCAUAAUUUUAAAACCAUUUUUCCUCAAACAGUUUAACCUUUACUUUAAGGGUACGCGGGGCAUGAACCCAAGGCCCUAGAUCGACGGAUGCUUCGAAAAAUAUAAUUUAUAUCUUAACAUUGUAACUUAUUUUCACUCUAUCUCAACUAAAUAUUUAAUUGUCAGGUUUAUAUAUUAAAUUAUAAUUUAAAAAUAAUAUUAAAUUUAUUAAAUUUUGUUAUUAUGGUAUCCUCAAACAUAUGACUUUGAAGACAUAAUCGAAGAUUUUGCAAACCAGAUAUCUCGAAAGCCACUUUUAAAAUCGAUAAUCUGGAAUCAAGACUUAACUAAUUACGUUGGUACAUGGAGAAAGUCUUAACUCAAAACUCAAGAACUUCAAUACGCGGAUAUACGUUGUUGAUUAUAUUGGAAUAAAAGGAAAGGCACGAGUGCAUCAUUUCUAUACACUGCCAUGGGUUAUAAGAAAGACGGUCUUAUAAAAGAUCUCUGGCCAAAUAUUCGAUUAAUACAAUUGUCGGGCCUAUUCAUAUCCGAGUACUAUGAUGAUUAUUCUGGAUUAGCCGUGUUGCUCCGAAAGAUUUACAGCUGGAUCACCACAAUUAUAAUUUAUUCACAGUUCAUAUUUAUCGUGAUUUUUAUGGUCACUAAAUCUAAUGAUUCAGAUCAGCUUGCCGCUGGUGUGGUAACUACAUUGUUUUUCACCCAUUCGAUGAUCAAAUUUAUGUAUUUUAGCACGGGCACCAAGUCGUUCUACAGAACUCUAAGUUGUUGGAACAAUACUUCUCCUCAUCCUUUAUUUACAGAAUCUCAUUCAAGAUUCCAUGCAAAGUCGUUAUCUCGAAUGCGACAACUGUUGAUUAUUGUGUCAAUAGUUACAAUUUUUACAACAAUCAGCUGGACAACUAUUACUUUCUUUGGUGAAAGCGUAUGGAAGGUUCCUGAUCCUGAAACAUUUAAUCAAACAAUGUAUAUUCCAGUACCGCGUUUGAUGUUACAUUCUUGGUAUCCUUGGGAUUCGAGUCAUGGAUUAGGUUAUAUCGUGGCUUUUGCAUUGCAGUUUUAUUGGAUAUUCAUAACACUCAGUCACUCAAACUUAUUGGAGCUUUUAUUCUCAUCAUUUCUGGUGCAUGCGUGUGAACAACUUCAACAUUUGAAAGAGAUUUUGAAUCCAUUGAUCGAAUUAAGCGCUACUCUCGAUUCUGCAGUUCAUAAUCCUGCCGAAAUAUUUCGUGCCAAUUCGGCUAAAAAUCAACCAAUCAAUGGCGUUGAUUACAAUGGAUCCUACGUGAAUGAGAUUACUGAGUAUGGAACAAAAGGAGAAACUGAAUUGAAUAGAAAAGGACCAAAUAACUUAACUAGCAAUCAAGAAGUACUGGUUCGAUCAGCAAUUAAAUACUGGGUAGAGCGACACAAACAUGUGGUCAAAUAUGUGAGUUUAAUUACUGAAUGCUAUGGUUCGGCCCUUCUGUUUCACAUGUUAGUGAGCACAGUCAUUCUCACUAUUCUUGCAUACCAAGCAACCAAGAUCAACGGAGUUAAUGUGUUUGCGUUUUCAACCAUUGGAUACUUGAUGUAUUCUUUCGCACAAAUAUUUAUGUUUUGUAUACAUGGCAAUGAACUCAUCGAAGAAAGUUCAUCUGUAAUGGAAGCGGCUUACGGUUGUCAGUGGUACGACGGAUCUGAAGAAGCUAAAACAUUUGUACAAAUAGUGUGCCAACAGUGUCAAAAGCCUUUGAUUGUGUCUGGAGCAAAAUUUUUCAAUGUUUCAUUGGAUUUAUUUGCAUCAGUUUUAGGUGCUGUAGUAACAUACUUUAUGGUUUUGGUGCAGCUUAAAUAAACCUGUACAAUAAAAAAAAUACUGCUAUACAGGGAGUUUCACCAAACACUCUCAGUGUAAUUGCUCACCUACUAUUUAUCGUUUAUAAUAAUUUUGAAAUUAUUCAAAUUCUGAUUUUUGGAAUUUUUUAGUAUGGAUUUAGGACUUUAUUUUUAAAUACUUAGAUGUUUAUACCAUUUAAAGAAUAACUAUCCUGUGGUGAUGAAAUUUUUUCAAACAAGAACUAUCUUUCAUAUUGUUACCUAAUUAAAUAAUUUUUCUGAAUCUUGUUGGAGGAUCUAAAUUGAUGUUUGGAUGUAUAGUUUUUGAAAUAGGUAUCAAACUUAAUGAAAAUAAUCGUUCUUAAUAAUAUAUUUUCAUAAGAUACGUAUUUAUUAUACUUAGUUUAGAAUUUAUUAUACUGAAAUGUUUUACAAAUUUUAACAUUUUUAUACAUAUUAAUAAAUUAUUAUAACUUUUAAAUAAUCAUAGACCAUAUAUAAUAUUAAACCUAUCAUCAUGGACGAUCAUCCUCAUAUUAUCAUUGAAGUUUAAUAAUUUAAAAACUAUUGAUGAUUCAAAUUUCUAUUUAAAUACAGCAUUAUUUUGAAGAAAAACAUGAUUAGAAAUAUAAAAAUUACUUUCCUUAUAUGAAAAAAGAGUUUGUUUUAUCACAGGAUACUCCUUCAAUUGUAUUAAAUGUAAGUAUUUAAAAAAAGCCUUUAAGUACACUUAAAAUAUCCAAUAAUCAUGAUUUGUAUAAAUACAAUAUUAAAGGAAAAUAUGGGAAUGAGUAGGCUUGGUGAAUCACUCAUCACCCUGUAUGGUUGUUAGUUAUAUUUUUACUUGUAAAGUAAAAACUCGUCUUUAUAAUGUUACCAAUUUACUAUAGAAAUAAAUUUACUAUUUUUUUUUAUUAGUACUUACCUAUUAUAAUUUUAAGUAGUAAAUUAUGUUAUAUAAAAGUAUGCCAUUACUCAUAACAUCAAAACUCUGAAAAAAUGUAAUUUAAAUAACAAUAUGUACCUAAAUAUACUUAUAUAAUCAAAUACUCAUAAAAA
This is a messenger RNA of Aphis gossypii (cotton aphid), 3176 nucleotides long. It is a transcript of the gene Orco, whose product is annotated as odorant receptor coreceptor. Gene Ontology annotation, cellular component: plasma membrane. Gene Ontology annotation, molecular function: odorant binding; olfactory receptor activity. Gene Ontology annotation, biological process: sensory perception of smell; detection of chemical stimulus involved in sensory perception of smell. The record is from RefSeq and is a predicted model, not a curated record. The transcript is spliced from 10 exons. NCBI's taxonomy places the organism in Eukaryota, Metazoa, Arthropoda, Insecta, Hemiptera, Aphididae. Bases 751 to 2136 code for a protein of 461 amino acids.